AUGAAAUACAUGGGUCAUCAAAUUUACCAUGGUGUAUCAUCGGAGAUUUCAACGACCUAUUGUCUCAAUAAGACAAGGUGGGUUUGCAUCCUCAUCCUAACUGGUUAUGUGUCGGUUUUCGUCAAGUGGUUAGUGAUUGUAACUUGGUUGAUAAACCGAUUGAAGGGCAUCAAUUUACAUGGGCAAAGAGUAGAGUUACUAAUCGAGGAGAGGUUGGCUAGAGCGUUAACAGAUACGGAUUGGCUACAAUUGUUUCCAAAUGCCAAACAUUUGAAUCUCAUUGCGACUCACUCUGAUCAAAGCCCAAUUAUGCUUGAUUGUGAACCUAAGCCGCGGGUGAAACGUAAGUUUAUGUUUAGAUUUGAAAACAAGUGGCUGGGUGAGGAUGGUAUCAUGGAGAUUAUACAAGGAUGGAAGGCUAGGGAAGAAGUGGAAGUAGAAAAUUGUAUUGUUUCAUUUGCAUAUAAUUUGGUUGAUUGGUGUAGAAAUCGGGGAAGAGAUGAGAGGUUGGAGUUUGCGAGAUGUAAGUAA
Molecule: messenger RNA, 531 nt
Organism: Vicia faba (fava bean)
Lineage: Eukaryota; Viridiplantae; Streptophyta; Magnoliopsida; Fabales; Fabaceae
Source: the annotation of a GenBank genome assembly